Messenger RNA from Quercus robur (English oak), 1051 nucleotides. Its product is annotated as actin-depolymerizing factor 2. Gene Ontology annotation, cellular component: actin cytoskeleton; cytoplasm. The transcript has 3 exons. The record is from RefSeq and is a predicted model, not a curated record. Gene Ontology annotation, molecular function: actin filament binding. Gene Ontology annotation, biological process: actin filament depolymerization. NCBI's taxonomy places the organism in Eukaryota, Viridiplantae, Streptophyta, Magnoliopsida, Fagales, Fagaceae. Bases 225 to 644 code for a protein of 139 amino acids.
AGCCACCUCUAAAAAUCUACUACGUAAUAAAAAGGGCAUUUCAAUAUUCAACUUAUUUAAGCAACCAGAUAUCAAGGAGAACACUCAAACCCAAACCCAAACCCAAAGCCUUCGUCAUCGGACGAUUCUCCCAUCUCUCUCUUUCUCUCUCAACUUCUUAUAUCUUCUCUUCCUCAACUAUCCACUGCAACAACAAAAAAGAAAGAAGAAGCCGAACAAACAAAAUGGCCAACGCAGCUUCGGGUAUGGCAGUGCAUGAUGACUGCAAGCUGAAGUUUUUGGAGCUUAAGGCAAAAAGGACCUAUCGCUUCAUUGUUUACAAGAUUGAGGAGAAGCAAAAGCAAGUUGUUGUGGAGAAGGUUGGUGAGCCAAACCAAAGUUAUGAGGAUUUCACUGCAAGCCUUCCCGCUGAGGAGUGUCGUUAUGCUGUCUACGAUUUUGAUUUUGUCACUGAAGAGAAUUGCCAAAAGAGCAGGAUUUUCUUCAUUGCGUGGUCUCCUGAUACGGCAAGGGUUAGAAGCAAGAUGAUUUAUGCAAGCUCCAAGGAUAGAUUUAAGAGAGAGCUUGAUGGAAUUCAGAUCGAGUUGCAAGCAACCGAUCCAACUGAGAUGGGUCUUGAUGUCAUUAAGAGCCGUGCCUGCUGAAUACAAAUCGUAGCCCUUGCGACAGGGAGUUCCUCCCUUCAUCCCUUCUUUACUUAAGUGAAUUGUUUAUAGUUUGUGAGAUGGUAAACUUGGCUAAUUAUCGUCUUAAUUUCCAAGCUUUGCCGUGGAGUCUUUUAUUCAUCUUGGACAAGUGUUUACCACCUCCUGCCUCCCUGGCGGGUCUGGUCUUGUGUAAACAAGUAUCGCUGGUUUCCGAAAUAUCAUGUGAUUUGUUAUCUAUAGAACCUAUGUACUGUCGAGUGGCCUUUCAUAGUCUUAUUCCUACUAGCUAAUAUGUAACUGUUCGUGGGGGUUAGACAACACCUUUAGAGUUCAUUUCAAGUUUUGAAUUGAUCCCUGUCAUUUAACUUUGGAAUGCUAAAGGCGAAUGGUUUUAAAUCUUCAAA